CCGCGCCAUCCCUUCCUCCCACUCUCAGCCAUCCAUCUCCCAUCCGACGAUACACACGCCGCAUCCUUCUACUCCCAUCCUCCACCACAUGCUCGUCGCUAUAAAUCCUCCACACGGGACCACCUUCCACCGCCGCAAGCCACCACAAACACAGAGAAGCCAAGCUCACCUCGCCGGAGAGAGAGAGAAACCAAGCUUCGAGGAUGUCAGGCGACGGCGACGGCAAGGGCGAGAAGUUGCUGCUGGGCGAGGGCGAGAAGGUGGUGGGCGAGGGCGAGAAGGUUCUGGGCAAGCGCGGCGCCAAGGGCGGGAAGGGCCGGGGCAAGGGAGGCGCCAAGCGGCACCGGAAGGUGGUGCGGGACCACCUGAACGGCAUCACCAAGCCGGCCAUCCGCCGUCUCGCCCGCCGUGGAGGCGUGAAGCGCAUCUCGGGGCAAAUCUACGAGGAGGCCCGCCAUGUGCUCAAGGUGUUCCUGGAGGCCACCGUCCGCGACGCCCUCACCUGCAGCGAGCACUCCCGCCGCAAGACCGUCACCGGCAAGGACGUCGUCUACUACUAGGCCGCGCCGAUCCGGUCCGGCCGAACCCGCCUCGCGCCUCCUCCAUAUUAGCAGUAGCAGUUAGCUUCGGCGUAGAUCAUGGAAUGCAGUAGUAGUACUAGCUAGUAGCAUGGCUUUUCUCUCUGUUGUUAGGAUGUGGUACUAGUAGAGCAUGGAAUGGGAAUCUCCAUCGUUUUAUCCCUGAA
This is a messenger RNA of Hordeum vulgare subsp. vulgare (domesticated barley), 745 nucleotides long. RefSeq names its product histone H4-like. Bases 204 to 560 code for a protein of 118 amino acids. Gene Ontology annotation, cellular component: nucleosome. Gene Ontology annotation, molecular function: structural constituent of chromatin; protein heterodimerization activity; DNA binding. Gene Ontology annotation, biological process: nucleosome assembly. The transcript has a single exon. NCBI's taxonomy places the organism in Eukaryota, Viridiplantae, Streptophyta, Magnoliopsida, Poales, Poaceae. The record is from RefSeq and is a predicted model, not a curated record.